UUCAUGGGCAGACCCUGCGUCGUACCACAGAAGAAGAACAGGACUCGAUCCAUCCUCCAUCUUGUGUUUUGGAAUCCCACAAAAACAUCUCAGAAAGCAACAAACAUCGCAAGCGUCACCCAUCAUGGGAGCCGUUCUGGGCUUGUGCUCCAUGGCGAGCUGGAUUCCUUGUUUGUGCGGCAGCGCCCCCUGCCUGCUGUGUCGCUGCUGUCCGAGUGGGAACAACUCAACGGUGACUCGCCUCAUUUACGCCUUUUUCCUGCUGCUGGGAGUGGGCAUCGCCUGCAUCAUGCUGAUGCCAGGCAUGGAGGAACACUUGAAGAAGAUUCCAGGAUUCUGUGAGGGAGGAAUGGGUUCAUCCAUUCCCGGAGUGGAAGGCCACGUAAACUGUGACGUGUUGGUCGGCUACAAGGCUGUGUACCGCAUUUGCUUCGGAAUGGCCAUGUUUUUCCUUCUCUUUUCUCUGCUCAUGAUCAAAGUCAAGAGCAGCAAGGACCCUCGAGCUGCACUGCAUAACGGAUUUUGGCUUUUCAAGUUUGCAGCGGCUGCUGCCAUCAUCAUCGGAUCCUUUUUCAUUGCAGAGGGUCCCUUCACAACUGUGUGGUUCUAUAUCGGUAUGGCUGGUGCAUUCUGCUUCAUUCUCAUCCAGCUGGUUUUACUCAUUGACUUUGCACAUUCUUGGAAUGAGUCAUGGGUGGAGAAGAUGGAAGAGGGCAACUCUCGCUGCUGGUAUGCAGCCCUGUUGUCAGUCACAGCACUAAACUAUGUGCUGUCUCUGGUGGCUCUGGUCCUGUUCUAUGUCUACUACACCCAUUCUGACGGAUGCACUGAGAACAAGGUCUUCAUCAGCAUCAAUAUGCUGCUCUGCAUCGGAGCCUCUGUUCUGUCGGUCCUACCUCAAAUCCAGGAGUCCCAGCCCAGGUCUGGCCUGCUGCAGUCGUCCCUGGUGACCUUGUACACUAUGUACUUGACCUGGUCUGCUAUGACCAACGAGCCUGACAGGAAGUGUAACCCGAGCCUUCUGGGCAUCAUCGGGCUGAACACCACCACCCCUGAAAGCCAGGACCACGUAGUUCAGUGGUGGGACGCCCAAGGCAUUGUGGGCUUGAUCCUCUUCCUCAUGUGUGUCCUGUACUCCAGCAUUCGAAACUCGUCCAACGCUCAGAUUAACAAACUCACUCUGACUAAUGACGAGUCCGCUCUGAUCGAUGACGGGCCCCAGACGGAGAGCUUGGAGGAGGGUGGUGGCCCCAACCGAGCUGUGGACAACGAGAAGGACGGAGUCACCUACUCCUACUCCUUCUUUCACUUCAUGCUGUUCCUGGCUUCGCUCUACAUCAUGAUGACUCUCACCAACUGGUACAGCCCUGACUCCAACUACGAGGCCAUGACCAGCAAGUGGCCGUCUGUGUGGGUGAAGGUUUGCUCCAGCUGGAUCUGCAUGGCUCUCUACGUGUGGACCCUGGUGGCUCCUCUCGUCUUGGUCAACCGGGACUUUGACUAAUACACACACAAACACCUCCAUCCUCAGCUCGACGUGUGUUUUCUUUCCAGAAAAUGACAUGCUUGUUGUUUAAAGCAGACUAUUUCUUUCUUACUGUUACUCCUCAGCACUGUUGUGAUGUUCCCAUAGUACAUAUUGCAAGUAUAGUACAUUUACUAUGUAUUGUAAGUAUAGUACAAUUACCAUGUGUGCUAUGUAAUGCUCUAUUCACACUUUGUUCUCUAGUAAAACUGUUGCAUGAUUUUUAUCUGACAUGAAUUCAAAUAGUAUACAUAAAACGGAAGGAUGGAAGACUUUCUACAAUAUUUAAAUAUUUCUAAAGUGUUCUUCCAACCAGGUUUGAUCGGCCAGAAGAGGAAAGGGACUUUAUCAAAGUGUCUCAAUACUUUUGUCCCUCGUAUAUGUCACAUGAUGUAUACUGUACAUACUGUAUUAUGGAUACACAAUGAAUUAUUGUCAAUGCUUGUGUGUUAGAAAAUGUAGACACACACACACCCACACACGUGAUGUGCUGAUAGUGAAUGAGUUUUGUUUUGGUAGGAAGCCUUUUGAAGCCUAAGUUAUUUGUUGUUUCCACACUUGAUUUACUUUGACUAAAUGUAUUCUAACCUCAUCACAUAAAAACAAAUUUUGUGUUUGAAUAAAAAUGAAAAUGAC
Messenger RNA from Nerophis lumbriciformis (worm pipefish), 2161 nucleotides. It is a transcript of the gene serinc1, whose product is annotated as serine incorporator 1. The record is from RefSeq and is a predicted model, not a curated record. Gene Ontology annotation, cellular component: membrane. NCBI's taxonomy places the organism in Eukaryota, Metazoa, Chordata, Actinopteri, Syngnathiformes, Syngnathidae.